AUGGAGAGCCAAAGAUGGAGUCAGUAUUGUCAGCCCUCCUACACCAGUCAAACCAGUUUGGAAACUGGCAGGAGAGUUGAAGGAGUUAUGCAGCUGGGGCACUCAGGGGCCACUAAAGCUCUGAAACCUGGGACAUACCACCUGCAUAUAGUAGUUGUGCUUGUUUUGCAGAAUCUUCUUAUAUGUGUCAUCCUCCUCUACACCGUGUACUAUGCAGUUCUGGGCGUGUGCUGCAUGAUGCUCAAGGUGUAUGAGUUGGAUGUCCUGGCACCAUUUGAUUUCAAAACAAACCCCUCAUGGCUCAACACAAAUUAUAAAGUUCUUCUAGUCUCAACACAGGUCACCUACUUUGUUUGCGGAUUGCUUUCCGUUCUGGUUGUAGAAGAAUGGGUCUGGGAUUAUGCCAUUUCAGUAACUAUUCUUCAUGUUGUCAUCACUUCCACUGUUAUGUUGGAAUUCCCCCUGACAUCACAUUGGUGGGCUGCUUUAGGAUCCGGCUUAAUUUCAAUGAUAUGUGGAGGCCAGGCUUUUGCGUACUGUUUGUUCAAAGACAACUUUAUCUAUCCCGAUCUGGAUGAGUUUUAA
Molecule: messenger RNA, 585 nt
Organism: Ailuropoda melanoleuca (giant panda)
Lineage: Eukaryota; Metazoa; Chordata; Mammalia; Carnivora; Ursidae
Gene: TMEM244
Product: transmembrane protein 244
Exons: 6
Coding region: 1-585 (194 amino acids)
Source: RefSeq, a predicted model, not a curated record